AUGGAUGCCCGACGCGAUCUCGCCAUUUCCUCGCUGCGCGGUCGUCCCAGCGGCCGUGCCGUUUCCACCAUUCCCACGGCUUCAUACGAGCUUCAGGCAAUUUCAACAGCAACCGGCCCGCCCUCCCUAGGCGCGCAGGUAAACCCUCGCUCAGACGCCGUCCCAGCCUCACCCUCGGCCUCUCACCAGCCUCCUCGUCCCGACGCUUCCAAGGUGACGGAACCUGCGUCGCCACAGCCCGUCUUGCAUAAGCGGAACCAACACUCGAUUUUUCGCAGUCUCACAACAUCGGCCACUGGCCCGACUCGACUUCAACGCCUUUCUUCCGCCCGUCUGUGGAAUCCUACAAACUCAACCCCCAGAGCUCCCUCCCACAAGCGACGCCCUUCAAGUCCGAUUGGACCUCCCGUCCCACUACAGCACCCGGCCCUUGAUCAAUCUACCGACACUGCCGACCCGAACGUCACUGGUGCUGGCGACUAUCCCCUGCUGACCCUCACCGAACACCGACAGGUGCGGCACUCUUCGUCAACACCCCUCAGCUUUCAAUUUGACCUAAACACAACGGAUAAUAAGCGCAUAAGCUUGCCUGGAUCUACGAGAACUAGCGGCGAUUACACUGGCGAAUCGCCGCCACCUACCAACAAUCCUAAAGUUGACAAGGGCAAAGGCAUCAUGCUACCCGAAAAUGAGGAGCCGAGGAGGUCCUACUCCAGAGACCUGGAGCGAGGACCUGAUGUAAUGGACAACCAUCGCUUCUCCAACGUAUCCCUUGGGGAUGGUAUAGGAUCUGCAAUCUCGUCAUCCAACUCGUCAAUCAUGGGCGAAGAGAUCCAGCCAGAUCUAGGUGAAUCGUGGGGACCGCAGCACCCUUGCUUCCCUCACUUAAACCCCCAUGUACCAUCAGACUCUGCAGAAUAUGCCAAGACGCGGAUAAUCCGAAUCCGCCGCGACUGGCUUCUCCAGGGUGAUCUUGCUCCCACAUUUUCGAAUCUUUACCCUGAGAUCCUAGAUCCUGCUGGAAUUCCUGAGCCUGAAUUUCGGCGCAUCAUAGACAAGCUCAACAAGGAGCUGGUACCGGCUUUUGAUCCCUACAAUCCCCGUAAUGUGCUUGACGCGGUCUUGGGCCUUGUUACUGGAUGGCUUUGGGAUGACUUCGGUAUGACUGGCAUCAAAUCUCGAUUGAAUAACUUGGAGUUGUGGAUAGAGAAGUGGAAUCGAGAAAAAGAAAAGACCACACCAUCUGAGGAGGGCAUUCUCCCUCCAAAACUCAUUUCGCUCCGGCGCACGGGUUACAUGACUCUGGACAUCCAAAUACCAGACCCAGAGAUUGCACCAGCACCGAGUAGCACCGGCGCUGCUGAGUCCAUUGCAGCUAUGCCCUUGGAGCCAGCACCCGUGCUUGUCGCAUAA
Messenger RNA from Trichoderma breve, 1413 nucleotides. Its product is annotated as golgin subfamily A member 7/ERF4 family domain-containing protein. The record is from RefSeq and is a predicted model, not a curated record. The transcript has 4 exons. Gene Ontology annotation, cellular component: extrinsic component of endoplasmic reticulum membrane; endoplasmic reticulum palmitoyltransferase complex. Lineage: Eukaryota; Fungi; Ascomycota; Sordariomycetes; Hypocreales; Hypocreaceae. Bases 1 to 1413 code for a protein of 470 amino acids. Gene Ontology annotation, biological process: peptidyl-L-cysteine S-palmitoylation; protein targeting to membrane.